Acanthaster planci (crown-of-thorns starfish) is the source of this 6852-nucleotide messenger RNA. Its product is annotated as Na(+)/H(+) exchanger protein 2 pseudogene. NCBI's taxonomy places the organism in Eukaryota, Metazoa, Echinodermata, Asteroidea, Valvatida, Acanthasteridae. The record is from RefSeq and is a predicted model, not a curated record.
GUGGGUAAUAAAAAUAACUGAAGUAUAAUUUAAACACAAGAUAACACCCCGCCGAUUAUUCUUAUGUUUACAGGGUGAGUGUUACAAAUCGGAGACUAUAGUCCACAAAUAUGGGAAUAAAAAAAUCUCCAGCUUGACUCCCUGGAGAAAUCCCUUGAUCCGCCCCUGUUAAGACAGCUAUAGACUUACGGGUACGAAUGGUAAUUGGUUAUUAUAUAGGCCUAGACCAAACUUUAGAUAAAAGUUUUAACAUCGCUGAGUUUUUAUGGUCGAAGUAUAUACGAAAAGAAACUAGUAACUUUACACACUACAGCGGUACGCCGCAGCAGUAUUGUUAUACAUGAGGCGGGCCACUGCACAUAUUUUUUUAUAUAGCACCUUAUACGUUGACAAAUGCAAAAUGAACAAAACUCAAUGCAUUUUACAGAUUAAAACAGAAGGAAAUGUGAUUCCAUAAAAUACUAUACAAUCAACAAAUUAUAAAUAUACAAAACGCAUCACAAAUUCAUAGCUACGUGUACAACAAACCAAGAAUUAUAAAACAUAAGUUACACCCAACACACGCCGAAAUUGAACACUCAUAGCCUGUCGAUAAAAAUGUGUCUUCAGGGCUGCAUGCCUUAAAGGUGAAUUGGUCGCAAACUAUUGGAGGCACACUAUUGUGAACCAUAUUGCGAAAAUUUUUCCUUUUUUUAGGCAUGCAGUUCAUGGCAUGAUAAUAUCUUGGACGUUGAACAUGAAAUUAGUGAAAUAUGCAUUCUGUUACGUUAUUCUAACGUAGUCAGAGUUCUUUCAAAAAGAGAGUCACGUUUCUGUGAAUAAUGUGAGGUAGGACUAAACCCUUAGACGUAUUCACUGCAUGUUCAAGUGAAAUAGACACUUUGCCAGGCAAAGCCUCGGUUGAACAAAAAAAUCAGUUCCCCAAAAUGAUAAUUUCACGGUGAUAGCCUACUUAAUAUGCCCGAAGGCCCAAUUAUCACAUUCAUAAAAUAACUCACUUUAAAUUUUAAACCCUGUGCAACUAUACACUAUAAAUCAAAUUCCUCCGACAUUUAAAAAUAAGAUGCCGUCAAACGGACACAUAGGCCUAAUUUCUCAAAUCUGGUUACAUUAAGUCUCAGAAGUUGGCAGGUUCAAGUCCGAACCAGCUUCAAACCCUGCAGUUUCCUUAUCAGGUGCAUAAGAACGAAGUGGUUUGGUGAGAUUUACAUUGAACAUUGUUACAGAGCGUACCUUGUUUUGUUUGGAGCCACUCUCCCAAUUACUCACGUGUCAUACUUUCAUGAUUUUUCUUCCAAGUCUGAUCUUGUUGUGACCUUUUUUCAAAUUAGGCCAUUUUCAAUGGGAUUUUCUCCGACCUUUCCACGUCGCGCUUUAACAAUGACGCAUAGCACAACCAGACAGAAGCCACAGGUUUAAAAAUAGUUCCGCAGCUGGUUAUUUUCUGUCUUGGAAAAAUGCCACGGGAUGAGGAUCUUUAAUGCUGGGAAAGGUCUUUCCUGCUAGGGGUAAAACUCAGAUCACGAGGGUACAACUCGUGCAGGGACGGGGCUUAAUUUAAUUCAGUGCUGAAGAUCGUAAUGAUGGUGAGGGGAUUCCUCCAAAAGCUAAAGAGAAGAAAAAGAGUUGAUCAUCUUGUAUUUGAAAUUCCCCCAAAAAGAUCCAUUCCGAUGGUCUGUGGCUAUAUCCCAACUGUAGGCAAUAGGUUUAGUGGCCUUUCACACGUUUCCUAGAAGAGUUCAGUGAUCACCAAAUGCACCAUGGUUGUACGUCGUGUUCUUUGUCUAACUUUAAUUCAUGCACUUUUUAGUACCUUCUGGCUGUCGUGACAAAUGUUUCCGGCCAUCAGAGUCACUGAAUCAUUGCGGUUAUAUAGAAAGAACAUUCGCGGACUAUAAGUACACUUAUAAUCUUUCAUGCAGGCGUGAUCUUGGCUGGCAUCUCUGUGAGCCAUUUUUAAGUGGAAUGACGAAAUUCCUACGAGCUUUCACGAUAUUGGAAGCUCGUCCCUUCGGCUGGGGUCAUUCUACUAAACACCUUCAAGGUACCGUAAUCUUGUACUCUGCUUGUCAUGAAGUGUUGCUUGUUGAUCAGACUUUGUCUGGGGGUUAACAUCAGUUUUGUUAACAUUGUCAAAGAGUGGAAUAACACUGUGUUUUUGCUUUGCUAUGGCGAAACAUGCAUAUCCUCACUUGGUACUGCGUGCAGUGGGGACACUCGUGCUACUGUACUGCCCGGGUAAUGUGUCGGCAGCCCACGACAAUGAGAAUUUCACAGUCUGUCACGCGUCCAGGAAGAUCGAUCACUUCGAAGUGGUUCACUUGGAUUGGCAGGAGGUUCAGGUCCCGUUCGGCAUCUGUCUCUGGAUCAUGGUCGCCAGCCUGGCGACGCUGUGCUUCCAUAACACGUUCCUGCCUAAGGUGCUACCUGAGAGCUGUCUACUGCUCAUCACCGGCUUCGUGGUUGGCGGUGUAAUCAAGAUCAACCCAGAGGCGUUCCCGCACAGUCUCUCCUACGGGCUGAACACUGACCUCUUCUUUCUGUUCCUCCUGCCUCCGAUCAUCCUGGAGGCCAGCUACUUCCUGCCCAUGCGGUCGUUCUUCAACAACAUCGGCACCAUCCUCCUCUACGCCGUCAUUGGGACAGUCUUCAAUACAGUUGCCAUUGGCCUCUCCCUCUACGGCAUCUCCCAGCUCGGAUGGUACGGGACCGGCCCAAACGGCACCACCAUAUACUUGUCUGCCCUGGAGUGCCUGACCUUUGGCAGUCUGAUUUCUGCUGUUGACCCCGUGGCCGUCCUAGCAGUAUUCGAAGAGGUGCAGGUGAAUGAGAUUCUGUUCAUUCUGGUAUUUGGUGAGUCUCUGCUCAACGACGCCGUCACUGUUGUUCUUUACCGGAUCUUUGAAUCCUUUAAUGCCAUUGGCGCUGACAGAAUCCAGGUCAUCGAUAUAGUGAGUGGAUUCUUCUCCUUCUUCGUAGUGUCAAUUGGUGGACUGGUCGUAGGUCUUUUGUACGGCUUCCUGACCUCCCUUCUGACGCGCCUUACUCACAAAGCCAGGGUUAUCGAGCCUAUCUUUGUAUUUGUCAUGGCCUACAUGGCAUACCUUACAGCAGAAAUGUUCCACCUGUCUUCCAUCCUUGCAAUUGUCUCCUGUGCCAUCUUCAUGAAGCCAUACGUGGAGUCCAACAUCUCCCGUAAGUCGCGCACUACCAUCAAGUAUUCCUUGAAGAUGUUAAGCAGCAUCAGCGAGACCAUCAUCUUCAUCUUUCUGGGCGUCACCACCCUGGUGGAUCUCCACUACCACCAGUGGAACACAGCCUUCGUGAUCUACUCACUUGUGUUUUGUCUGUUGUAUAGGGUCAUGGGAGUGUUUGUACAAACCAGGAUAGCAAAUUCCUUCCGUCUUGCCAAAAUUAGCAGCACGGAGCAGUUUAUCAUGGCCUAUGGGGGGUUGCGAGGCGCCAUCGCCUACUCGCUCGUUUCUUUACUAUGUAACGAAACGGUCCACAGCAAAAAGAUGAUGUACACCUCGUGCAUCGUAGUUGUCAUGUUCACUGUCUUCAUCCAGGGUACCACCAUCAAGCCCAUUGUGGGCCGACUCCGAGUCAAGAAAGCGACCAAAAGUAAGCCUACCAUGAAUGAAAAGAUAUUUGAGCGACUCGUUGACCACGUCAUGGUGGGAAUGGAAGAUAUCCUUGCCCAACACGGACACCACUCCUUGCGAAACAAAUGGGAGAAAUUCAACAAAAAUUUUGCUAAGCCUCUGUUGAUGCAGGGGAAGGUCAGCCAAGGAGACCCCAAGAUUCUAGAGGUUUUCAGUAAACUAAAUGAGAGAGAUGCUAUGGAACGUAUCAGAUCGACCGGAUCCUUGUUUCAUCGGUCUUCGGUAGGCAUGCAGCAUCAGUCCUCAGAUGGGUUCAGCAUCGGCAGUCGAACCCCGUCGGUUAUUGGCGGGCUGUCUCUGAACGGCAGGGAACAAGGCAUCUACAUGCAUCCAAUGAGUUCCAGUGUCUCUAAGCGAUUCAGUCGCGACUCCAUCUCCGGUCAGCUCAACCUCCUCGCUGACAACAUGUACAAGCCCCAGAGACUGGAACACCACUUUGUCUCGAGUCGCCUGACGGAUAUCGACGAUUAUCAAGAGCCACGGAGCUUGAUGCGUCGCAGCCUGAACAUCCAACUACGACAUCGCUGUCGUAGACGGAAACAGAGACGCCGGUUGAGGAGGUCCUCACUAAUGGGAUCGACCACCUAUGACGACAUCAGCGGAUCUAAUGACGAGAUUCUUUCCAAUCCAUCCUCUAAAGAGCACAUUCAAUCCAGGAACGGCUUAAGGGAGGACGAAGACGAAGAGGGCAUCACUUUUGUUGCAACCGCCAGCUCCGACGAACUAGAUUCAGUCAAGGAAACAGUUGAGAAGAUACCUGUAGCUUCUCAAAAAAUCUCUCCCUGGCGUGCGACAGACCGCUCCUUCAUUUCGGUUCGAGCAGAGAUGCAUCCACUCAAGCAUUUCGAGGACACCUCUGCGCAAACUCCAAACAGAAUGUCACGAGUGAAGCCAAAACGUUCUUCUGUAGAGAGAAAAAAUGACGAUUCCGUGCCCUUGACCUCUGCUAUGGAGCUUCCGUGAACAGCUAUGAUUGUCAUUACAGAACUGUUUCAUUCCAUCAAAUUAAAGUAAAAAGACCACUGGAUGGCGCUGAAACAUGAAGACACCUGUAAAACGCAAUACUUCCCUAACAAAUAAUAGACAGUCAUCAAGUGAUUUUCGUACGCACCCUCGGAUGUUGUAAGGUUAUAUGUGUAAAAGGCCAGUUCAUACUUCACGCGAAAGCAAACACAAAUGCAAAUUUGUGACGUCAAAUCAAAUAUUUGCUCUGCGAAUUCACAAAAGUUCAACAUAGGCCUUUUUCAACUCAAGCAAAAUUUCGCUGUAAUUCAUUUGUGACGUUAAAUUCGCCCCGCGUUCACAUUCGCCUGUUGUAUGAACCGGCCUUAAUUUUUUUUUUUCAAAAAAGACUCAUCAGGAGAAGAUGCAGGUGUAUUGUACAGUAUAACCUCUCCUGAGAUUCAUGUUAUCGCAGCCAUAUUCACCUUAUCAUUGUUUAUUGUCUUUGAUCAGUAGUUGUUGAUUAUGUGUCAUUGAAUUAUUUUCGUCCCAACGUUAACGCAUGGCAUGGCACGAUUGAAAAAAAAUUCCAUGCGGAAUGUAGUUAGAUGUCUCGGAGUUGUAUUUGCACGAAUACAUCAUGGAGGGAAAAACACUAUAUUGUGAUGCAAAAACGCGGCUCCAUGCAGAUAUACUAAUUGGCAGAUGGUAAAUGCAGAGCACAGUUUCCUUUUUCAUUAAGCUGAUGAAGACACUUUCAAACUCGAGGGAUUUAUUCAGAAAAGGGUAGUUUUUCAUGAUUUGUUUAAUUCACAUUCGUGCAGAGUAAAGAAGAAAUUCGUUCAACGCUCCAUAUUACACUCGCUCUGCUUUGCCUCGUGGAAUAGUACAGUACAUUCCAUCUGUAGUCUCGUAACAUAAUUCUUUCUUAUAAUCGUGGAUUAUGAUUAUUUGCACAAUAAUCAUAAUAUAACAACCGAGCAACAUUGUUCAAAGUUGCCCACAACACUGGCAGUGUUCUGAUUUUUUUCAAAAAGUUAAGUGGAUCAAGUGAAUGUGGCUUUGUUAUAUUGCCCCAAAAUCCUAUAGCGUUUUGGAAGAGCCAUUCUACAUCGCUUUUUGAUUUGGCUUUCGUCAUGCUGUAGUCUGAUGCAUGUGGGUCAUUUUUAAUAACCCAGUAAGGACAGUUAUCAAUCCUGACGCAUCUAGCGUGGUGAGAGGGCACGCUGCCCAAGGCAAAAUGUUGCAAUUUCUAACAAUUACCUUUGUGGAUUUUACACAGAAUGAACGUUAAUUUCCUUGGAUGUUGCUUGUGUACAAGUUAUGUGCGUCUGGCCAUUCAGAAGCAAGCCCCUUUCAAGUAUAGACCUAGGAUUUUCCUUGCUGGACAGAAGCAAAACGCCAGACUAUAAUAACAACAUUAUUUGAGCGUUAUUCCUCUAACUUUUCACCACUACAGCAUUGUGGUGCAAACUUGAACUAAUAAAAUGGUGGAGUUCUGGGUUAGUUAUUUCUCGACAAAAUUCUUUCUGACUGUCGUUAACAUACAUCGGACGUCUUUGCCAGCAGAUUUGACCUUAGCUUAGGCGGUACGCCCUGAUCUCCUGAAAGUAAAGCUUUAAAAUGCAAUUUAAACAAACGUCGAACAAAAACCAAUGUAGUGCAAAAUCUGAGGGCGUUGUGCAUGUGCUAAAGAGUGUCCAUGUUAAGUCAUAACUACAUGAACGAGUCAAAAUUUUAAUUGCAUGAAUGCUAAUUUUCAUAAAAAUUGAUUCGUCGUAAAAAUGUAACUGAAUAUUUCUACGUCAGUAUUUUGGGUUAUUUCAAUAAUGCCAAUGUAAAUGUAUGUUCCAAGAGAGUAAGGGAAACUGAUUAAAAUUGACCUAUCACAGAAAAAUGGCACUCAAGGCACCUAGUGAAAAUUAUUGUCCAAUUACACUACGUAUGAAUUGGACUCAGGAUCUGCAAAAUCUAAGACAGCAUUUAACUUACAAAAUAGGGAUGUCAAAGGGGAGUGGCUAACCGCUAACACCGAGUUGGUCAAGUACGUAAACUAACUAGUAAAGGUUUAUUUAAAUCACAUGUAUACAUCAUAAAGAUACUCAGAAAGGUUAAGAUUCAUAAAAACACACAGAACAAUGUUAAAUUUUAUUUAGGAUUAUUAUAAUAGCUUUUAAAAUUGGCAUGAUGACAUAUAGAAUGGAUAUUUUCCGGUUGGAAGGACAAAACUUAAUAAAACGUAAGA